Caenorhabditis auriculariae is the source of this 1603-nucleotide messenger RNA. Lineage: Eukaryota; Metazoa; Nematoda; Chromadorea; Rhabditida; Rhabditidae. The record is from the annotation of a GenBank genome assembly.
AUGGUCGGAUUUCAGCCCGGCGCCAUAUCUUUCCAGUCACCUGUGUUCAGUCCGAUGUCGGGUUACACGAAAUUUUCUUUUUUAGUUCUUCUCGUCUGUCACACACAAGGUAUUUCUUAGCUCAAUCACGAAAAACUGCGCUUAAUAUUUUUAAUCUGUUCAGGCCUUAGCGUAAAUUUGCGGAUUUCCAUUUUUUUUUUCACGAUAGACAUUAUUUCAAUCAAACCUUGAUCCAUAAAAUUAUAUUUUUUUCGAAAUAAAAAAAUAGUUUUUUUGCAAUUAUAAAGACGUAAAAAAACUUUUUAUAAAUUCUUCCUUCUUUUUCUCUUUGAAAUGUUUCUGGAAUCAACUUUAACAAAUAAUAUUUUUUUCAAAUGAGCAUCAAAUUGAAAAAUUCGGUUUGCGGUUCCAGUCAGACCGUUUUUGAGAAGCUGUUUUCUUCAGCAAGUCCCUACCGGAUUGGAGACGAAAAAAAGACGGAGGAUGGCCGGGACAGACUUCUGCGAGUGCAGCCGCCGAAGCCCCAAGUUCCUGUCGAGUCGAUUUCUCACGAAAAAGUCGACAAAUUCUUUGCUGAACGGCCUUCUGAUGACGAGAUGAACGCCUAUUCUCGCGAGGUGGAGAACAGCCGAGUCGGCUCCAUCAACCUGGAUCAAAAGGUUACUUCGAACGCCAAAAAACAAGAUAAUCUUCUAUUAGUAUCGCCCCGAAUCGAAUUGACAGAUAGAGUUUCUGUCAAUAUGUUUUGGAGUUUUUUUCUCUUUCACUUCGAAAAAAAUGAGCUGAAAACAAAGUCAAUUCCAAAAAAAUUAAAAAAAUUGAAAAAUAAAACCUAUUGCAUAAUACCGAUUCAAACAAAAACUACUAACAGCGUUUGAAAAUCUUGUUUUGAGCAGAUUCAUUUUUCCUAGAGCGUCGAGUCGAACGAAGAGGAGGAAAAAGAGCUGCUCCUUUGGCUUGGUCGGGUCUAUCUCCAAGAUUUGGCGAACCAAAUAAGUAAAUUAUUAGCUAUUAUAAGAUUUGGAGUAAAGCUGCAGCCGAAGAAGAAGACAGUUACGAGAAAGAGCAAGACAUCAAGAGCAAAAUCAACGUUGAAAACAGCUUCCAUGUUGAAAACAACGUUAAGCACAUCGAGGUUCAGCUUCUUUGAUUAUUCACUGAAAUCUUUUCAGAUCAACGCCAUCAAAGUCUUGCCGCACCCAAUGUCUCUUCAUCAAGUAACUGAUCUUCCUCUUCUUCCUUUUAUAAUUUAAGAAAAUUCAGGAAAUAGUCGACAAUGGAUUAUCGGCACCGUCUUCCAUUCCGCUAGACACAAUCAACAGUUGGCAAAGUAGAAGAGCUCCCAAAAUGUACAUUAUCAGGCACAAAGACUGUGUAUCUGAACGUGGACCUUACUGAAGCAGUGCUGUUGAUCGGAAUCGUUGCCGCCUUGAUCUACACUUUCCGCAAGGCUUCGUGCAUGAUUUCGUAGUUCAUUCAAACAAAAUUUAAAAACCUGAAAAUGUUCAGAAAGUCGAGGGCUCAGCCAGCUCCUCAGAUGACAACCCUUCCUGCAGGACUCUGUGUCCCAACCAUCUCUGAGAAAAUUAAAACCGACCAGUGA